AUGAUGCAUCCUCAAGUCUUCAUUUCAGGCCUCAUACUACUUCUCCCAGGUGCUGUGGAUUCUUCUGUAUCAGUGAAGGGGGUGGUGGGUCACCCUGUCACACUGCCAUGUACUUACUCAACAUCCCGAGGAAUCACUACCACUUGUUGGGGCCGAGGGGCAUGUCCACCUUUUAAUUGUGGAAACACACUUAUCUGGACCAAUGGAUACCGUGUCACCUAUCAGAGUAGCAGUAGAUACCAGUUAAAGGGGCGUAUUUCGGGAGGAAAUGUGUCCUUGACAAUAGAGAAUGCUGUUCAGAGUGACAGUGGUCUAUAUUGCUGUCGAGUAGAGAUCCCUGGAUGGUUCAAUGAUCAGACAGUGACCUUUUCAUUGGAAGUUAAACCAGAAAUUCCCACAAGUCCUCCAACAAGACCUACAACUACACGGAGACCCACAACGACAAGACCUACGACUAUUUCAGCAAGACCCACCCAUGUACCAACAUUACCCAGAAUCUCCACCUCUACUUCUACAACACCAACAUACACACAGACUCACACACCAGAACCCACUACAUUUUAUCCACAUCAGACAACAGCUGAGGUGACAGAAACCCCAUCCUAUACUCUUGCAGAUUGGAAUUACACUGUGACAUCCUCAGACGACUUUUGUGAUAAUUACACUGAAUCAAUCCCUUCACAGAAGCAGAAGAACACGACUAAUGGCUUCUAUGUGGGCAUCUCCAUGGCUGCCCUGCUGCUGCUGCUGCUUGUGUGCACCCUGGCUGUCACCAGGUACAUCCUUAUGAAGAAGAAGUCGGGAUCUCUAAGCUUGGUAGCAUUCCGUGUCUCUAAGAUGGGAGCUUUUCAAAACACAGCGAAUGUGAAGUCCAGAGCUGAAGACAAUGUCUACAUUAUUGAAGACAGUCUUUACCAUACAGAUUGA
Peromyscus eremicus (cactus mouse) is the source of this 927-nucleotide messenger RNA. Its product is annotated as hepatitis A virus cellular receptor 1 homolog. The transcript has 9 exons. Gene Ontology annotation, biological process: positive regulation of mast cell activation; phagocytosis, engulfment. The record is from RefSeq and is a predicted model, not a curated record. Gene Ontology annotation, molecular function: phosphatidylserine binding; virus receptor activity. Bases 1 to 927 code for a protein of 308 amino acids. Gene Ontology annotation, cellular component: cell surface. Lineage: Eukaryota; Metazoa; Chordata; Mammalia; Rodentia; Cricetidae.